Messenger RNA from Magnusiomyces paraingens, 297 nucleotides. RefSeq lists its product as uncharacterized. Bases 1 to 297 code for a protein of 98 amino acids. NCBI's taxonomy places the organism in Eukaryota, Fungi, Ascomycota, Dipodascomycetes, Dipodascales, Dipodascaceae. The transcript has 4 exons. The record is from RefSeq and is a predicted model, not a curated record.
AUGGGUAAUAUAAUGUCUGCAAGUUUUGCUCCAGAGUGCACAGAUGCAAAAAAGGCAUAUGAUAAUUGUUUUAAUGAGUGGUACAGCGAAAAAUUCUUGAAGGCUAAAUCUGUAACUAAUGAGUGCGAAGAUACCUGGCGGGAAUAUGAAUCCUGCAUUCAUACUGCUUUAGAGAAAAAAGGUAUAAAAACAAUGUUAAACGAUGCUCGAAAAGAUGCCCCAUUUGAAAAGGGGGGAAUCAGCCAAGCUCAUGAAACUACUCCGGAUAAUUCUAAGGUUGAAGCGACGUCAAAAUAA